Molecule: messenger RNA, 828 nt
Organism: Suillus paluster
Lineage: Eukaryota; Fungi; Basidiomycota; Agaricomycetes; Boletales; Suillaceae
Product: P-loop containing nucleoside triphosphate hydrolase protein
Exons: 2
Coding region: 1-828 (275 amino acids)
Molecular function (GO): GTP binding
Source: RefSeq, a predicted model, not a curated record
AUGACGCGCGCACCCAGCAGGGCCAGCUAUCCACCUACAGCUUCCGUGCGCUCCAUUCCGAACUUCAUCGUCUUCGGCGAGAUGGGCGUAGGGAAGAGCUCGUUGAUAAAUCUCAUUGCUGGGGAACAAGUUGCCAAGGUCUCUCCCGACGCACUAUCCUGUACUCUCGGAUCAACUGAGCAUCAGAUCAGAGUAUCUGAUCCCCAGCUUAAUGUAAAUUUAUUUGACACAGCAGGCUUAGACACCCCCACUGUGGAUAGUCACACGGGAUAUCUAAAUGCCCUAGUGAAGGCACACGAGCUCAUCGUCUCGCUCAAGAACCAAGGAGGCGUACAUGGGUUGCUUUUCUGCGUCAAGGGCAGAGUGACAACGACUACGCAGCAGAACUAUAGAUUAAUCUUCGAGUUCCUGUGCCAGGGACAAGUGCCCCUCGCUCUGGUCGUCACCAACCUUGAGAACGAGGAGGAGAGCAUGGAUGAAUGGUGGACGCGCAACCAGGCACAUUUCAAAGCGUACGGCAUCGACCCCGUUACGCACGUCUGCAUUACCACCAUCAAAGGCCACAACAACGCCUACGCAACAAGAUACUCCGAAUCCAGGACGAAGGUGCACAAUAUAUUGAGGGAACUUGGAAGUAGGGAGGCAUGUUUGGUGGAUGUGAUUGGCUGGUUUUCAUGGUUGUGCAAGAAGCUGUGGCUUCUGGUUCCAGAAGCGCUUAGGUUAAAGCUGGAUCACUGGAACACGAUGCGGAUGCUCACGAAGCGUUGCAAGCUGAAAGAGGAACAUGCAGCGCAGCUUCUUCAAAAUAUAGGACUGCCUUCCUCAUAG